UGCGCUCGUGCGUGAAUUGCUCACAAUGUGUUUGACGUGCUGUAGUCGACACCUGAGAAAAGCGCGCGUGCCGUGACUCAUAUUCCUCUCUUGAUGUCUAGGAAUGUGUCUAACAGCGACCGGAGAGGCAGGCUGGGGAAAAACGUAGAGGGGGAGGAGAAGGAGUCAAAGUAACAGCGUGAAAUUGCAUAAAACAUGCCACAGAGCGCUCAGCGCACUUCCACACUGAUCUCUCCGCACGGAGUGGAUGUUCACAGGCGCUUGUGAAGGGACGAGCUCAAAGUGCAUUCCAUGGACCAGUCUCGAAGUGUCUUCUUAAAAUGUUGGAUGUAUACAUGGGUAUUAUUUUAGUUUAAGGACAGAGUUUUCUAGAAACCUGAAAAAGAGGAACUUUUAACAGACUCUGCUCAGGCUUCAGAGAUUGUUUUUCUUUUCUAAAAUGCACUUAUUUGGAAUUUCUGUCUUCUGUCUCGCAUUGUUUUAUGCAAACCUUGCUUUGGAGUCAAGUCACGACUACUAUGAUUAUGACCAAGAUCAAGGAGAUGCUAUGGAACAUUCAGAGCCAGACCUGGUGGAGCAGUUACGUUCAGCGGGUAGCGUGGAUGAACUUAUGAGGAUAGUUUACCCCAGCUACUGGAGCAUGCUGAAGUGUCGUUCCAAGGCCGGAUCACGCUUGCCUCACAGAGAAUACGGCUCCACAGAAACAAGGUCGGAGGAGGCCUCCUUUGCGGCUGCUUUCAUCAAUCUUGAAAUUAUUAAAAGUAUUGAGACAGAGUGGAGAAAGACCCUGUGCAUGCCACGCCAAGUUUGUUUAGAUGUGGGGAAAGAGUUUGGGGCAGCUACAAACACCUUCUAUAAACCACCCUGCGUGUCUGUCUACAGAUGUGGGGGCUGCUGUAACAGUGAGGAGCAUCAGUGCGUGAACAUCAGCACUUCAUACAUCAGCAAGACGUUGUUUGAAAUCACAGUUCCUAUCAAGCAAGGGACCAAGCCAGUUACCAUAAGCUUCGCCAACCACACUUCCUGCAGCUGUUUGUCAAAACUGGAUGUGUACCGACAGCGGCACUCAAUCAUACGAAGGGCCCUACCAGAAUGUCAUGUGGCAAAUAAAACAUGCCCAAAAAAUCACAGCUGGAGUAAUCGCUUAUGCAGAUGUGUGCCGCUGCCUGACACCCUUCUUUCAAAACCACAUUCUGAUAUUGAGCAGGACUUUUGCGGCCCCGACAAAGAGCUGGAUGAGGAGACCUGUCAGUGUGUAUGCCGAAAAGAGCUGAGAACAGCAGGCUGUGGACCACUCCGCUAUCUGGACAAGAAUACCUGUCAGUGUGCAUGUAAAGCACAGCCCUCCUCUUGUGGGCCUCAGCAGAGCUUCAACAAGGACACCUGCCAGUGCACCUGUGCCAAGGUGUGUCCUAGGAGUCAGCCUCUAAACCGCACCAAAUGCGUAUGUGAAUGCACAGAGUCUCCUAACAAGUGCUUCUUAAAAGGGAGGCGGUUCCAACCAGCCACAUGCAGUUGUGUCCGGCCGCCAUGUAACGCAGACUCCAGGAAAAGGAGAUGUAAGGAUAAUGAGUAUUUCAGUGAGGAACUGUGUCACUGUAUACCCACAUACUGGGGGAGACUGGACUAAAUACUACCAACAGUGCAGGUAGCGCUGAACGCUUAUGGACACGCUGGCAUUUGAAGCAGUGCUAAUGUUCGGCUGCUGCUUAUCUGACUCACAUGUGCUAGUCAUGUGGACUAAGUGGGAGACAAGAAAUGUCCACAUUCAACCCCACAUAUCAAGUAUGGGGUGAGGUAUUAAGGACUGAGAGAGAUUUCCUAAGGCUGGAGCCAUGUUUUUUCAUUGUUUUAAUUGAAUUGUCUAUUCUUUAUUUGUCAGAUAAUGAUUAUAUAAUUUAUUGCCAUGAAAUGUUUUGAAUCUCCCUUGUUCAUAGCAUUCAUUUCAAAUCUCUGCAAAGGAAAAAAAACCCCACUGUGAUCAAUAUUUUUGUAUCAUGUUAAGUCCCGUAAAAUAAAGUAUAAAGUUGUAUUAUA
Megalobrama amblycephala (Wuchang bream) is the source of this 2037-nucleotide messenger RNA. It is a transcript of the gene vegfc, whose product is annotated as vascular endothelial growth factor c. Lineage: Eukaryota; Metazoa; Chordata; Actinopteri; Cypriniformes; Xenocyprididae. Gene Ontology annotation, molecular function: chemoattractant activity; growth factor activity; vascular endothelial growth factor receptor 3 binding. The transcript is spliced from 7 exons. Gene Ontology annotation, cellular component: membrane. The coding region runs from base 440 to 1630 and encodes 396 amino acids. Gene Ontology annotation, biological process: induction of positive chemotaxis; response to hypoxia; vascular endothelial growth factor signaling pathway. The record is from RefSeq and is a predicted model, not a curated record.